GAGUUUUGAGGAACAAAAAAAAGGGUUCAUUUAGCAGAGCUGAAGUGAUGGAGGUGAUCAUCAACGAAUGUGCAAAGGGGGUUCAUUUAGCAGAGCUCAAGUGAUGGAGGUGAUCAUCAACGAAGUUGUUCUCGAAGCACGCCAUGUGCAAAGGUGGAAGUUUCAUGAUCGUAGCCGUACACUUCCUGGUGUUCCGAUUGUUUUAACGGUUACGGAAGACGAGAAUCAAUGGUGGCGGUUUGAAUGCCGCCAGAUUGAAGGAGACAUGCACUGCAUCCGCUGCACAGCGUGGAGCGGCUUUGUUGGACCAAGGAUCGAUGCUAGGCUCACUCUUUAUGCUCAACAAGACGGUGAGAACUUCCACAGAAUGAAGGUGAUAAUGAGGGACUAGGGAACUUAUUUGUGUAAGGGUGUAGGAAUGAAAGUAUAUGAUCUUAUCAUGGUUGGUGCACCUUUCUUCAAGCCGGGCACCAUUGCUCUCUGCUGUUGCAUGGUUUUAAAAAAAUGUCUUUUUCUUUUGUAAUCCUUAAGCUUAGUUAUCAAUGAAAUCUGAUUAGAAAUA
Gossypium arboreum is the source of this 562-nucleotide messenger RNA. RefSeq lists its product as uncharacterized. The record is from RefSeq and is a predicted model, not a curated record. The transcript has 2 exons. The coding region runs from base 68 to 391 and encodes 107 amino acids. NCBI's taxonomy places the organism in Eukaryota, Viridiplantae, Streptophyta, Magnoliopsida, Malvales, Malvaceae.